Dibothriocephalus latus is the source of this 210-nucleotide messenger RNA. The record is from the annotation of a GenBank genome assembly. NCBI's taxonomy places the organism in Eukaryota, Metazoa, Platyhelminthes, Cestoda, Diphyllobothriidea, Diphyllobothriidae.
AUGAUUGGCGCAGAUCCGGUCCACCCAAGUGCAGUCUGCCUCUUUCUCCUUACAAAGCUUAACCUCGAGGAGAAGCACUCCGACAUGAGGACGCUGCAGCAGACGCUGGAGGAGGAGAAGAAGAAACGGGCGACCAAAUCGAGCGGACUGCACAGUGAACUCGAGGCAGAGUACGAGCAACUUCUCUCCCAGAUAGCCAAUCUCCGGUGA